CAUUGUGGACUACGACACUACGUCGGUCGUACGCCUCUGUUGUCGUUGUGCUGGACUCAUAGUGAGCUAGCUGGUUCAUUACUGUUGUUUAUCUUCACAGCUGAUUUCAAAACGUGUUGUUUUGUGACGACAUCGUUAACAUUUCCAAACGGUGUUUGUGAGGUAGUAACGCCGUCGCGCGUUUACGUGCAGUCGGUGUGUGAAGUGGAACCACUCGCCGUUAGCGCCGUUAGCGCCGUUAGCCCGGGAGGCUAACACGGCCCCACAAUGGAGGGCAGCGCCAGCGUCAGGGCAGCGCUCUGCGGGACGCUCGUCUCUGCCGCGGCCACAGCAGUGGCUCUCCGGCAGCAGCAACCCGAAGAGAAGGGGACGGGGAAGCCGAAGAGAGAGGUGCUCGACGAGGAGGAGUACAUCGAGAGUUUGGAGAAGAUCAUCCAGAGGGAUUUCUUCCCAGAUGUGACAAAAUUGCAAGCGCAGAAGGACUAUUUGGAAGCCGAGGAAACUGGAGACCUCGGGAGAAUGAGAGAGAUAUCCAUCCGAUAUGGAUCGUCUGUGACAAAAUGUACUCCACGAUCUUCUGCACCUUAUGUUACUCCAGCCAGCUUUGAGACACCAGUGGGCCACUCGGGGUCUCCCUCCUCCACUCGUGGCAAUAAAGCUUUAGAUGGAGAAGGCAAAGACGAUGAGGAGGAAAAAGAGCUUCCCUGUCUAGAUCGUUUCCUUGCUAAAAAUACCAGUGAGGAUAAUGCAUCAUUUGAACAGAUAAUGGAUCUGGCAAAAGACAAGGAGAAAGUGAGGCAUGCCUGGUUAUAUGAGGCGGAGGCUGAAUACAAACAGCGCCAUGAGGAGAACCUUGCUUUACCAUCAGUAGAGAAGGCAGCACUUGAAUGUGUCAAAGCUGGAUUGGAGACGUGGGAGUACAAAGCGAAGAAUGCCUUAAUGUAUUAUCCAGAGGGUGUUGAAGAUGAAGAUGCUCUCUUUAAGAAGCCAAGGGAGGUCGUUCACAAGAACACACGUUUUGUUGGAGACCCAUUCAGCAAAGCUCUCAACAAAAGCCAGAUUCAACAGGCGGCUGCUCUCAAUGCACAGUUCAAACAGGGUAAAGUCGGCCCUGAUGGGAAAGAACUCAUCCCACACGAAUCCCCUUCAGUGAAUGGAUUUGGCUUUGAGAGGACGCCUUCCCCUGCACCUGGUGUAUCUGACUCACCUCUAAUGACCUGGGGUGAGAUCGAGAGUACCCCCUUUCGUCUCGAUGGAUCAGACAGCCCUUUUGUUGAGAGGAAUCACGGUCCAUCAUUCAAGAUUCCAGAACCCGGACGACGAGAGAGGUUGGGCUUAAAGAUGGCUAAUGAAGCUGCAGCUAAAAACCGUGCAAAGAAACAUGAGGCAUUGCGAAAGGCCACGGAGAACCUUGCAAGUCUUACACCUAAAGGCCUGAGCCCAGCCCUCACCCCUGCUCUGCAGAGGCUCGUAAAUCGGACAUCCAGCAAAUACACUGACAAAGCACUAAGAGCAAGUUACACCCCAUCUCCCUCACACUCUGUCCCUGACUGCAAGUCUCCCUUUGGUGGCCCAUCUACUCCGUCAGGGACGCCGACGCCAAACAAAGCCAAGACACCGAGCUCUCAGGACGUGACAUCACUCACAGACAAUCUACUGCAACUUCCCAAGAGACGGAAAGCCUCAGACUUUUUCUGAGUAAGGAGCAGUGCCUCUGCCUGGGUUGUAUAAAACGUUUCUGUAAUGUGGAGAACUUUUAUUAGAAACUCCCCAGACAGAUUUUUAAUUCGAUCAAAGAGCACAUCUUUCAGCUGGAUAAAGUAAUUUAUAAGGAUUUAUUUGUCACAUGUUCGCGCAGAUUGGGUCAUGUAGAUCCCGGUGAAAUAUUGCUUCUAAAUUUCCUUCUAAAUUAUGUUUUUCUUAUUUUAAUUUUUUUUUAUUCAUAUACAUAUAUUUUUUUAACAUUUUGUUCUCUCCCUGCCACGUAAGCACUAGCACAUGCUUAACUGAGAUUUCCAAUAUAAUUAUAGUCCAAUAAUUACUUUGAAGAAUCACACAUACAAAUUAGAUUAAUACACAUCAAUACAAUAGCCUUUCACCCAGUUCAUGAUACAUUCAGCCAUGGUAUUUCAGUGUGUCUCUCUUCACCUCAUAUAUAAAUGCAUUUAAAUACUGUUCAGCAUUUGGGCUACUGUCAGAAAUUCUCCAACGUGUACUCAGUGUGUUUUGUGAAAUAUCUGAGGUUAACCCUAAGGCAAUUUUUGUCUGUUUGGGAAAUCAGCACACAACUAGGACUAGAGAGUCCAACUUCAUGGAUCUGUGUUUUCAAACUUAAAGUUUACCUUUCAUUUGACUUAAGGACUGCUUUUGCUUAAUAUACAUGUUAAUCCUUUUUAAGAAAAGGCAUUAGACUUUUUGCUGUAGGUUUGUCGCAAAAGCAGUGAAUGGGUAGGUUUGCAUUUUGUUGAGUCUGUCUCAAAACAGUACUUGUAUGUCCAUAGGUUCAUUGAAAGAACCGAUGGUCACUGAAUGGCAAUAAAGCUUAGUGCAACACCAGCAUAAGAGGUGGAGGACGGACUCUCCUCCUCUGCAAAAAAAAUUUCUCAAACCUCAGCGGAAGCAAAUAUGAAGCCUCAGCAGUCCUGAGUGAAGUGAGUAUCAUCUGACUGUAGAGGCUUUUUUUUUUUUUUGCACAAAAUUCCCCUUUUGUCUGUUUCCCCCAGAUGCUGUUUUCUGUCUGAUUAUUGUUUGGAUUAAAAACCCUAAUGUCCAACUCGGACUGAUAACGACUUCAUAUUAACUUCAGCUGAACUUUACCAAGCAAUUUUUUUUUUUACACAAGGAGUAACAAUGUACAUAUUGCUGUGAGAGAAUUGUUUUAAUGCAGACUUUGAUUUUUAAAAUAAAUGUAUGUGUAAGAA
Molecule: messenger RNA, 2921 nt
Organism: Scophthalmus maximus (turbot)
Lineage: Eukaryota; Metazoa; Chordata; Actinopteri; Pleuronectiformes; Scophthalmidae
Gene: ess2
Product: ess-2 splicing factor homolog
Exons: 10
Coding region: 268-1698 (476 amino acids)
Cellular component (GO): catalytic step 2 spliceosome
Source: RefSeq, a predicted model, not a curated record